Messenger RNA from Hemiscyllium ocellatum (epaulette shark), 813 nucleotides. RefSeq names its product heme-binding protein soul3 (gene soul3). NCBI's taxonomy places the organism in Eukaryota, Metazoa, Chordata, Chondrichthyes, Orectolobiformes, Hemiscylliidae. The record is from RefSeq and is a predicted model, not a curated record. Bases 1 to 813 code for a protein of 270 amino acids. The transcript has 5 exons.
AUGGAGCGUCAGGGAUGCAGGUUUGGUAGUAGUGAUGGGGCGGGACGGUUUCUGCUCAGUUUGGAAGACCUAAACUCAGUGACGGAAGACGAGAACUUGGAUUUGGCAAGUAGUGACAACGGCAAUAAUGACAACAGCGAACAUGAGAUUGAGCAAGAAGAGGACCAUCUCCUCGGGUACUGGCAAAACAUCGGCCGUGGGCAUCAGGUGGUUGUGCCAAGAGACAUGGCUGAACCAAUUCAACAGAUGUCAAGAAAUAACCGAUCUCAUGACAGGGAACUGGUUCCAUUUAAGACUACAGGUCAUAAAAGGAAGGCUGAAGAACUACUUUAUGAAAAACGUCAAUAUGAGAAAGCAAAAUGGGCUUGUGUAAAACAGAAUGAAUCAAGCUAUGAGCAGAGCACAUGCCUCGGAUUUAUGAAAUUAAUGAAAUACAUCUGCCAACAAAACUCAGCAGGUCUCUUCCUAGGAAUGACACUGCCUGUCGUUACCAUCGUGCACACCAACCAGACCAGAACAGAGCUCCAGCCUGAAGUAACCAUAGCUUACUACCUGCCAGCGCAAUUUCAAAAUCAGACACCUCAACCUUUUGAUGCUGAAAUUGCAAUAGAGGAGUGGCCUGCUCACACUGUAUACACUAGACCCUUUAACGGCAACACCACUGAAGAGUCAAUUCUCCAACAGAUUAACCAAUUAGGACAGCACCUAGACACUUCUGAGCAGUUCCUGCAUGAUACCUUCAUCGUUGCUGUUUAUAACAAUCCUGCUGCUCCAAAUCGACACAACGAAAUUUGGUUUCUUCAUAGCCCUUGA